Molecule: messenger RNA, 2707 nt
Organism: Ectocarpus sp. CCAP 1310/34
Lineage: Eukaryota; Phaeophyceae; Ectocarpales; Ectocarpaceae
Source: the annotation of a GenBank genome assembly
UGAACCUCGACUCGUGCGCGAAAUGGAGAGGACACCGUUAGGGUCGUGCAGAGAUUAGUAGGUUGGGCCAGGGAUGACAUGGUCAAGCUGAACAACCGGAGAGGCCAGGGAGGCCACCACGACGUUAGGAAAAACGUGAACGCACCAGAACCUGGGAAGCGGCCACCGCCAGCAACACCACCAGCAGGCGUCCGCAAGUCCGAACCAGCCCCUCACACCGCCGAAAAGGACGGCUUUACGCCGGACCCCGCCUUGGUCUCCGACGGGUUGAGCGUUCUCGAGGCGUGGGAAGGCGUUCGUGACCUCGGGCGCUUGGCGGUUGAGGCCUUGGUCCGGCAGGCGGCGAGCCUCUUCCGCCGAAAGAACGGGGCCCUGCCCCCCGCUCCCCGUAUCGCGGCGUUGAUUCUCCUGGCGAUUUUUAUCUACGAUCGACGACGACGAGGACGAGGACGCCACCAACCGCCGCCGCCGCCGUCCCCGCGAGAGCCCCAGCGCAGCUCCGUGGCGCGGCGAGACUUGGGCGAAAGGGGCGACGGGAACCGAGGGCCGCCCUCCACUGCGGUGGCGUUUGACCUGACGGCCAGCCUGCACUCGCCCUCCCGCUCUCUGUUUUCGAGGCUGCGCCAGGCGGCGGGCACGCCCCCGUUGCGAGCGCCUGGCUCGCCUUGGACGAGGAGGACGUACGAGGUCGUCCCGCAGCCGGACGGCAUUGAUCCGUCGCUGCCGACCCCCUCACAGGCACGAGCCGCCCUGGCGCGGACGGGGCAAGCAAGACGGUCCUUGAUGCCUGGGCUGACGCGGCGGCGUGGCGGUGGGGAGGGCGAGGUUGAGAGAGAGAGAUCGGUGCCGAUGGCGGCAUCGUCGGGACGUGGUGUUGAGCGAGGGACUACGUCGUCUGUGGGGUGGGGGUGGUGGCGGCGGGUACGGGGGUGGACGAGAUGCCGCGAACCACGAAGGGCGGGUGGUGGUAGCGGUGGCCGCCGGUACAUGCUGUGGCUUUUCGCGCUGUGGUUGGUGGCUUCGGUGCUUGAGGAGAGAGAGCGCGACAGAGCGGCGUGGUUGGCAUGGGACGAGGGUUACCGUCGAGGCCAGGCGUCGCGGGCUCUCGAUCCCGCCGCGGAAGCCGAAACGACGGCGUGGCUUAACCAUAUCCUCGCCAGCGCUUGGGGGGGCACGAAGCGGGUGGUGCCGAGAGGAUUUGCCGGCGUCAACGGUAUCGCCGGUGGCCGCGAUGUACACGGCUGUGUCGUCACUGGCAUGCUUGCCGCGGAUGGAAUGAGCUCUUUCGUCGCCGAGCACUUGACGGAGGGAUUCGUUGAAGUGCUGGAAGAGAUGAAGCCCACAAGCGUUGUUGGGGUCGAGCUUCUAGACGUCGAGCUCGGCUCCUCCGCUCCGCAGAUCCUGGGGAUUACGAUGCUCGACCCGACCUCGUCGGCGUCGCCUGGGUGGGGAGACGGUCGAUGCAGCCACGAAGGCGAAUGCUUGUCGUUCAGGGUGGACCUGGAAGUGGCUGCGCCGGACCUCCGUGUGGGCGUGAGAGUGAAGGUUUCCAGCCUGGAGAAGGCUUUGCUGCCGACGGGGACGGUCCGGCUGCUGGAGCUGUUUUUCCGCGGGAGCAUGUCGGUGCGGGCGGAGUUGCGGCCCGAGUUCCCUUUCGUGAAAACGGUACUCAUCGCGUUUGAUGACCCUCCAGACGUCCAGGUAAAGUUGGAACAGUGGGGGCUCGACGCCUUGAGUCUCGGAACCGUGCCUGCUGCUGUGGACGAGUGGGCCCGGAUGGCCUUGCAGCAAGCAAUUUCACCGUACGUCAUGCCCGGGUUCAUCGAAGUUGACGCGGCCAGCGCCAUCUGUCCUGAUUGCCCCGAGGUACCCACAGCAAGGAAAGCGGAGACGCAGCAGGACAAGGCCGGCGGCGUCGACAUCCGUCUGCCUUCUUCCCGCCUGCCGGGCGCGACGGCGGCGACUCUCGCCAAGGGCAGGGAGACCGCCGAUGGGGGGAAGGUCAGCGGGCGAAACAUGCCAGGCAAGGACAGGGGCAACCGUCGGUUCGGCAACAAAACCGGUAAAAACGCCGACGAGCGGAAACCCGGGAAGUUCUCGGUACAGGACAGCGGCCGUUUCCCGACGGUCGCCUCCGCCUUCGAAGGGGACGGCUUGGUUGGGCGUGGGGGACGAGCGGCUGCCAUGGCCAACUUGUACGAGCACAGGGGCGGGAUGGGCAGGGUUGUGCAGUGGUUGAAGGAACGCCUGACGAACUUCGUUGUCGCUUCGAACGAACUUCCGACGGAAAGCGAGGGUCGUCACGUGAUGGAUUGGCAAGGGAUGGAUUGAAGUCAUGUAUUCUCCCCGAUUGUCCGGUUUGGAACUUCACAGCAUUGUUGAGCCGACGGUGAUAUGCAGAGUUGUUGUCGAGUUGGCAUUUGUCUUGCACGACCUCCCUUUUCAGGGGCACGGGACCUUCGCGCGAACUGUCUCCCCUGUCGUUGUCUGUACCGAGUGCGCCGUGUCAAGCGCUCGCCCUUGUGUUUUCUUCGUACGUCAAGGCAGCGCUGCUCGAGAUAUUGUGUCGCCCGUUUGAAACGUUUGGAGCGUUUGUGCGCGAACUUGUCGUUCUUGUCAUUGGCCGUGUUGCGACUUCAAUUUCAUCGGUGCUGCGAUUUAUGUGAGGCCCUCAAUGCGAGAUUUUUGUGUUCGUGCAUUAUAGGUU